Messenger RNA from Magnolia sinica, 865 nucleotides. Its product is annotated as lactoylglutathione lyase-like. Gene Ontology annotation, molecular function: metal ion binding; lactoylglutathione lyase activity. The transcript has 9 exons. Lineage: Eukaryota; Viridiplantae; Streptophyta; Magnoliopsida; Magnoliales; Magnoliaceae. The record is from RefSeq and is a predicted model, not a curated record. The coding region runs from base 32 to 619 and encodes 195 amino acids.
UCUCUCUCUCUCUCUCUCUCUCUCUCUCACAAUGGCGUCCGAGUCAGAGUCUCCCUCCAAUAACCCGGGCCUCGACAUCAGCCCCGACGAUGACACCAAAGGAUACUACAUGCAGCAGACGAUGUUUCGAAUUAAAGAUCCCAAAGCUAGCCUUGAUUUCUACUCUCGUGUACUCGGCAUGACGCUACUUAAGAGGUUGGACGUACCGCAGUACAAGUUCAGUGUGUACUUAAUGGGAUAUGGGAAUCCUGCAUUGGCUCCAAAUGAUCCAGUACAACGAUUGGUCUGGACCUUGAGACAGAAGGCCAUAGUUGAGCUUAAACAUACUUGGGGCACAGAAAAUGAUCCUGACUUCAAAGGCUACCACAAUGGGAAUUCAGAGCCUUUUGGCUUCGGACAUAUAGGGAUUGCGGUCGAUGACUCACACAAGGCGUGUGAGCGAUUUGAACAUUUAGGAGUGGAGUUUGUGGGAAAGCCUGAUGAAGGAAAAUCAAGUGGACUGGCAUUCAUAAAGGAUCCUGAUGGUUAUUGGGUCGAAAUUAUUGAUGUUAGAAGAGUGGCAGAAACAACCGCGGCAAAGAUCAAAGAAUCCAAUGAAGACCUAAAUAGAGUUGGAUAGAGAUGGUGAGAAGGAAUCUGAAGAUUGUUCACUAACCAGGUGCAUUUGAUUUGAGCUAAGAAGAAUGUUUUUUCUCAAGUGUUGAUUUGAAGAUUAUAUGGUUUUCUUCAUUUGUAUUAGUAAAGAAACGGAUUGUGGUGUUGAUAAGACUCUUUAUUACGUUUAUUUGGUCAGUGUGACUUUGCUACUUCAUGAAUGUUUUUAUGGACUUUCACAUUUUGAAGCAGAGACAUUGGUUCCUUGGAA